Truncatella angustata is the source of this 360-nucleotide messenger RNA. Its product is annotated as mediator complex, subunit Med31. The transcript has 2 exons. Gene Ontology annotation, molecular function: transcription coregulator activity. Gene Ontology annotation, cellular component: core mediator complex; mediator complex. The record is from RefSeq and is a predicted model, not a curated record. Lineage: Eukaryota; Fungi; Ascomycota; Sordariomycetes; Amphisphaeriales; Sporocadaceae. The coding region runs from base 1 to 360 and encodes 119 amino acids. Gene Ontology annotation, biological process: regulation of transcription by RNA polymerase II.
AUGUCGCAAUCACCACCUAGCCUGCCGGCCGAUAGCGAGCCUCUUUAUGGAGGCUUCUCACGCUUCGAGGUUGAGCUCGAGUUCGUCCAAUCUCUGGCCAAUCCGUUCUAUCUAAAUCACCUGGCGUCGCAGAAGUUGCUUUCCGAGCCAGCCUUCGUGCAAUACCUCAAGUACCUACAGUAUUGGAGCAAGCCACCGUAUCUGAGAUACCUGACAUAUCCCGGCCCCACGCUCAAGCACCUCGAGCUUCUACAGCAAGAACGGUUCAGGCAAGAGAUCAUUAGUCCCGAGCUCGUGCAGGUUCUUGCUGCCGAGGGACAAAAGGCAAGCAUCGACUGGCACAAGGACGACACCGAGUGA